CGGCGAGCGGCGAGAGCUGCUCUCCCUGAGGAAGCAAGCGGAUAAGAGGGAACGGCCACCGGGACGCUAGCGCUGUGGGGUGGGUGCGGAGCCCCUUCCCUCGGUCCAAGAAAGCAGCGGCGGCGGGAGGAAGCAAAAUGAUGGUCCAACACUCAGGCCAGGUUUCUGCAUUAGAAGUCAGCGCCUCCGCAAUUGUUCCCACUUUGUCCCCUGCAGGGUCACUGGGGUUUGAUGAUUUUGCAAAUUUAACCCCACUGGUGAAAGAAGAGCUGAGGUUUGCCAUUCAGAAUAAGCGUCAGUCCCACAGGAUGUCUUCUGCACUGGACACCGUGACGGUUUCUGAAAGGCCAGUAGAAACAUCACUCAUGAAAACAGAGUUUUCUCCCGAAGAGGAUGAAAGGAAAAAGCGAAGAAGGGAAAGGAAUAAAAUUGCUGCUGCAAAGUGCCGAAACAAAAAGAAGGAAAAAACAGAAUGUUUGCAGAAAGAGUCUGAAAAGCUGGAAACCAUCAAUGCAGAGUUAAAAGCCCAGAUCGAAGAGCUAAAGAAUGAGAAGCAGCAUUUGAUAUACAUGCUAAAUCUUCACAGGCCCACUUGUAUAGUUCGGGCACAGAACGGAAGGACACCUGAAGAUGAAAGGAAUCUUUUUAUUCAACAGAUCAAAGAAGGCACAUUACAAGGUUAGGUGAUACGUGGAAAUAUUUACAGUGUUUUUAACAACUACCAGAAUCCAUGGAGGAUCUGACAUAAUGUGUAGGAUUCUAUUAGUCAAGAGCCUUUAGGCAGGGCAGAUUGCUUUCUUAAGUGGAAAGAGUCAUUUUGGCUUGACAGCGAUUCUUCCCCCUGGAAGAUCUGGUCUCAGUUAAAUUGAAGAGUCUUCUGCCUCAAAUAUAGGUUUUGCACCUGUCGUACUUGCUGUUCCUAGGAGCUACAGACAAUGGCUUCAGAAGUUUUAGCUCUCUGCUAGUAUUACAGUAUCUGCACUCACAAUGUUUGUGCUAGAACACUAUGACUUCCAAUGCACGUGGUACAGACAGCUGUGCUGGAUGGACACUUUUCCUUGUUGCUGGUAGGAAAAGCAGACUGAGAGUAUUUUUAAAGCCUCAAAGUUUCCAGGACGAGUU
Messenger RNA from Dryobates pubescens (Downy woodpecker), 1122 nucleotides. RefSeq names its product activating transcription factor 3 (gene ATF3). Gene Ontology annotation, biological process: regulation of transcription by RNA polymerase II. Gene Ontology annotation, molecular function: RNA polymerase II cis-regulatory region sequence-specific DNA binding; DNA-binding transcription factor activity, RNA polymerase II-specific. Bases 138 to 683 code for a protein of 181 amino acids. The transcript is spliced from 4 exons. Gene Ontology annotation, cellular component: nucleus. The record is from RefSeq and is a predicted model, not a curated record. Lineage: Eukaryota; Metazoa; Chordata; Aves; Piciformes; Picidae.